CGCGGAAGAGAAUCUCGUCUCCGCUGCUUCUCUCCUCCGCGUCCGAGAGUCGAUCCGGGGCUGAGAAAAAAAAUCGCCUCUUCUCGCCGAGUUUACCUCCGACCGCCGGGUCAAAACCGACACCGGAGUGUCCGAUCAAGCAGCUGAGGGCGGAGGAAUGGAGCCUCACGGCAGGGACGAAGGCAAGGGCCCGGUGCUUCACAUCGUGGUGGUCGGAUUUCACCACAAGAAGGGCUGUCAGGUUGAAUUUUCCUACCCGCCGCUGAUGCCAGAUGAGGGUCAUGACAGCAACCUGCUGCCCGAAGAGUGGAAGUACCUCCCUUUCCUGGCUCUUCCUGACGGAGCUCAUAACUACCAGGAGGACACUGUGUAUUUUCACCUGCCGCCCCUCAGUGGAGACAUGAAGUGCGUCUAUGGAGUGUCCUGUUAUCGCCAAAUAGAAGCAAAGGCCCUAAAGGUCCGGCAGGCCGACGUCACCAGAGAGACGGUUCAGAAGAGCGUCUGCGUCCUCAGUCGAGUGCCUCUCUAUGGUCUGCUUCAAGCAAAACUGCAGCUCAUCACGCACGCCUACUUCGAGGAGAAGGACUUCUCUCAGAUCUCCAUCCUGAAGGAACUGUUCGACCACAUGAAUGGCUCCCUGAGGGGUUCAACUCUGGAGGGAUCGCAGGUUUAUCUAGGGUUGUCACCGAGGGAUCUAAUACUGCACUUCAGACACAAGGUUCUCAUCCUCUUCAAGCUGAUUCUGCUGGAGAAGAAGGUCCUGUUCUAUGUGUCCCCUGUCAACAGACUAGUAGGAGCUCUGAUGACAGUCUUAUCAUUGUUUCCAGGUAUGAUCGAGCACGGCCUGGUGGACUCGUCCCACUACAGACCAAAAAGCAGCGUAUCGGAGGACCUGAGUCUGGUUGAAAGCGCCUCGGGAGCUGAAGAGUUUGUCUCCGUGUCCGUCACCGAUAUCGCCAACACCGCGAUGGAGCUGGAAGGGGUGGAGGCAGCUCAACCCGCCGCAGAGUCUCUCUCCUCUGGGAACAGCGCUGAGAGCGACAACCACCUCCUCAAACCUCUGUCGCAAACCUCUCCAGAGUCCUCUGAGAGCGACUGGGAGACCCUGGACCCCAGCGUGUUGGAAGAAGCUGCUCCCAAAGAGGCGGCCGAAACAGAGCUCCAGGACGCCUUCGACUCCAAACCGGGGACGCCCAUCACGGUGCAGCCUCAGGCGGUCACCCAGGGAGGGGUCACCCAGGGGCUGGUGUCAGGUCUGGAGGAGGACCAGUAUGGCCUGCCGCUCCCCAUCUUCACUAAGGGUUACCUGUGCCUACCCUACAUGGCCCUGCAGCAGCAUCACCUCCUGUCGGACGUCACGGUCCGAGGCUUUAUUGCCGGGGCGACCAACAUCCUCUUCCACCAGCAGAGGCACCUCAGCGACGCCAUCGUCGAAGUGGAAGAAGCUCGCAUCCAGAUCCAGGACCCCGAGCUGAGGAAGAUCCUGAGCCUGACGACGGCGGACCUGCGCUUCGCCGACUACCUGGUCAAACACGUGACAGAGAACCGCGACGACGUCUUCCUGGACGGGACGGGCUGGGAGGGCGGAGACGAGUGGAUCAGAGCCCAGUUCACCCUCUACCUGCACUCAUUACUGUCCUCUGCACUACAGCAAGAUAACGAGAGGCUGCUGGCCGAUUACGGGGCCCCUUUCGUCACGGCGUGGAAGAUCAGCCACAACUACCGGGUCUGGUACAGCAACAAGCACCCCGCCAUGACCGCCAUCACUCCGGGCCACCCGUUUCAGGGCCAGUACAGUGUCGCUGAUGUCAAACUACGACUCUCCCACUCGGUGCAGAACAGCGAACGAGGGAAGAAGAUCGGAAACGCCAUGAUGACGACAAGCCGCAGUGUCGUCCAGACCGGGAAGGCAGUCGGUCAGUCGGUCGGAGGAGCGUUGACCAGCGCCAAGUCGGCCAUGUCCUCCUGGUUCUCCACGUUGGCCCAGCCGCCGCCAGUCGGUCCUGAACCCGCCACCGAGGUCAAACCAUGACCGACAAACCCCCAGAACCCCCCAGUGACUCUGUUUCCUUGUCCUCUGGUUGUGAAGCAGGAGUAGUGAGCAGGUUUUAUGAAGGACGUGGGCAGAAGAAUGGUCGUCUUUCUUCAAAAAUCAAGUGAAACCCGACGGUCACCGGAUUCCGAUUGGAGAUUCUGGGCUUUUUAAGCGAGACGUCGCUCUGGACGGCAGGCUGGUGUAUUAACUGUACAGUCCACAUCCACUGUGAGGCAGGGACCGCCACUGCUUUCGAUCAAAUCCAGAAAAUCCGGGAGGUUGCGCUGCGACCGACCGCCUGCUUCUGUCUGCUGGACGCUUCCCUGUGAGACGCUGAAGAUGCUCUUUGGGUUUGCGGUGUUCCCCCUUUGCUGCGUAUUUACACGGUUUGUCUGUUUUUGCUGAGAAACGAUGUUUUGUGUAAAAUAUCGACGUCGCAGGAUUGUGACGGAAAAGCAUGAGCUGUGGCACCUAGAAGAUUUUAACGGAUCCAUUCAGGCUUGUGUUUGUCGAUGUCUCCAUAGCAACACUGUGGUUGUUGUGGCAACAGCAAGGAUUUCUUUGUGCGGUUUAUUUCAGUAAAUACACGUCGACUGAGGGACAUAAAGCGGCAAAUCAUCAUUUUCAUCUGUAGUAGUCCAUUUUUUGGAUCAUUCUAAAGUCUAAAAAUGUUUGAAAAUUGAGAUAAAGUUUCUUCAGAAAACUCAUAAAAUGUUGCUGGCACAGUAAAAAUCAAGCCAAAAGACAUCAGUUAAAGGAUAUACAACUAAUAGUGUGCUAUUAAUAAAAAUUCAGCUAGAAAAACAAUAUAACAUGUAUGUUUCAUGUAACAGUAGCAAAAGCAUUUUCUCUAGCUAGAAAAUGCUACUUUUAUUUUUCUGUGUGAAAUUGUGCAAAAAAUAAAAGUUAAACACAUAAUGUAAAGGACAACUUAAGAAAAAAAAGAUUUAUCCCCAACAUGGUUUUGAAGAUAAUGGUACGAAUCCAAGUAAUGCUAGCUAGCUAGCUAGCUAACUUUAUUAGUGUUAGCUUUCUGGCUAAAGCGCUUUAGCUACUAAACACAAUUUCCAUUGCACACACUAAUUGGUGCAAUUUAGUGAGAAAUGUUAGCUUCAGCUAGGUAGCUGAUAUGAUAUAAAAGAUGAUUUUGGUGUAUUUCUACCUAAAUAAUGUGGCUAUUGUGGUUUAAAUGUCAUGAUAACUCUUCACCUCCAAACUGGGAAAAUCUCCAUGUGUCCAUCAACUGUAGAACUAGAACCGAUGUCUAGUUUGCAAUGGAUUAAAAUUGUCCAAAAUGCCUUAAAACUUGUCAAAAUUUCAAUAAAAACUGUCCACGAUAAACUAAAAAAUGUCUAAAAAGACUAAAACUUGUCCAAAAUGAUUCCAAGUUUGUCCAAAAUGACUGGACACCACAGACAAGGAUUUGAAUCAAAUGAAAAAUAAGAUGAAUGUGUGGGGAAAAAUAAGAAAAUGAAUAAAAAGCCAGUGAACAUUAAGCCACCAAGUAAAAAUGAGUGAAGUUUUGAAUUUCUGCCUGAUGUUUUACCAACUACGUGGCGGUUAAAAUAAGUAUUACGCUUAAUAUUUGCUUCUACACUUAAUUUUAAUAAUCUAAUUAACAUAGUAUUUAUUCAUGAAUUCAGUUAUGAGUUUUAGUUUGUGAACACGUUUACAAAAUGUCAUUAAGAUACAACGUAGAAUCUGGUGUUGGUGAACUAAUUUUGUUAGUAUUAGCUUGGUGGCUAAAACGUUUUAGCUUCUGUUAGAACAGUUUUUGUAGCUAAAAGAGUUAGUUUAAAAGUAUGUGAAUUAUUUAAAUUAAGUUUUAUUACAAAAGUUACUUUCAGCUAUUAAGCUAGCUAAAAAGGCUGAUAUUUAUUUUAAAAAACUGUCAGUUAAGCUAGAAAGCUAGCUAGCUAGUUUGGUAGCUUAAAUGAUACUAGCUAGCUAAUUCACUAGCUACCUCAGUUGUCUUGAUUUUCUCAUAAAAGGUGGUGAAGAAAAUUUUAAAAAUGCGCAGAAAAGUAGUUUACUGUGCUCCAAGAGGACAAAAAUUAAGAAUAUUAGGAAAUUAUAAAAUAAAAUGUUUUAGCUGUUCGUUCACCAGGUAAGGCUUUAGUUAGUUUUCAAAAUCAAUAUUUCUUAGUUAAGCACCCGUAUUGUUCUACUUUUCUGCCAGGUUUUGGGGAAAUUCUUUAAUUUAAAACAACAUUCACACAAUUUAAAAGAAGAGUAUGACGCUUAAUAUUUUUAUAUUUAUUUAUUUGCUUCUACACUUAAUUUUAAUAAUUUAAUUAACAAUGUUUAUUUUUGAAUUCAAUUAUGAGUUUUAUGUGAAUGAUUUGAAUUAGAUUUUAUUACAAAAGUCAGUUUCAGCUACUUAGCUAGCUAAAAAGGUUGAUAUUUAUUUUUUAAAUUUUUAAAUGUGUCAGUUAAGCUAGAAAGCUAGCUAGCUAGUUGGGUAGCUUAACUGAUACUAGCUAGCUAAUGCAGUUGGCUUAAUUUUUCUCAUAAAAGGUGGUGAAGAAAAUUUUUUAAAUGUGUGUAAAAUGCGUGUAAAAGGAGUUUACUGUGCUCCAAGGGGACAAAAAUUAAGAUAAUUAAGAAGCUAUGAAAUAAAAAUAAAAUGUUUUAGCUGUUUGUUCACCAAAUAAGGCUUUAAUUAGUUUUCAAAAUUAAUAUUUCUUACUGAAGCAACCGUAUUUUUCUACUUUUUUGUCAGGUUUUGGCGAAAUUCUUUAAUUUAAAACAGCAUUCACACAAUUUAAAAUUAGAAUAUUUGGCACCAAAAAUCCCUCCUCAUUAGGUUUCUUUGCAUUUUUUUCAUCAGUUAUUCUUUUUUUAAACUGUUUUUUGGGCUUCUGUUUGCUGAAAACACUAAAUUAUGAACGCUGUUACCGAAGCAACCACACUGUUGUUCCAGAAGUCCUUGUGAACCUUGACGCCUGAUGUUGCUGUGAUGAAAACCUCCCUGAACUAUGAAGGAACCUGCUUAUCGAGGUGUUAUUAUCCCUCAUCCAGGCCUUUUUCUACUCCGCUGUUGACAUACACACACACACAUAUAUAUAUAUAUAUUUAUAUAUAUAUUUGGAGAACUAUAGUAAAUCUGAAGAUAGUUUAAAGGCAGAUGACUUAUUUAUUUGUUGUGUGACUUCAUAAAUACCCACGUUUCGUCAUGAAAACACUGGAACGAGUCCCAGUCCGUGGACCACUGUGUGUACUUGCACAAAGCGGCCGUUUUUAUUCUCUUUUCCUUGUGUAGGUGUAACGUCGAGGUGCUUUUCAGGAUCUUUUCCCUCCACGCUACUAAUAUCCAAUAUGGAUUAACAGCGGUCCAGUGAGCAUGCUCUGUCCGGUCGAGUCUUUUAUUUGUUUGUUUCAUGCUUUUAAAACCUCCUUUGCCCAUUUUCGGCUUUUCGAAGCUGCUUUUUUUAUCCUCUGAUGACAUAUUUUCAUUUUUUUUGUAUUUUAAGAAAAAUAUAUGAAUGUAUCGUGAAUCCAGAUUUGCAGAAUAUUUUUCUUGACAGAUGCUUUUAAUGUAUCAAAGUGAUAUUAUAUUGCUGUAUUAAAAAUAAUGAUUAAAAGUG
Messenger RNA from Amphiprion ocellaris (clown anemonefish), 5622 nucleotides. RefSeq names its product AVL9 homolog (S. cerevisiase) (gene avl9). NCBI's taxonomy places the organism in Eukaryota, Metazoa, Chordata, Actinopteri, Pomacentridae. The record is from RefSeq and is a predicted model, not a curated record. Gene Ontology annotation, cellular component: cytoplasm. The transcript has 16 exons. The coding region runs from base 158 to 2032 and encodes 624 amino acids.